CUGUAAUGUUGUGGGUUUACUCUGUCAAACCUAAACUGACUCAGUUAGAGACAUGGACGCUGUGUUUUAGCGGAAACCACAUUAACUCUAGUUUAUUCUGUCUGGAGAGCGACUAUAUUUAAUAAGUGAAUGUUCCCAUUGACAGCUGGCUGAGCAUUAAGGGAUUUAAUAACAUGGACGCUUUGAAACUUGACGCAACGUAACUCUCCGCCUGCCAACAGCUGACUUCCUGAGAUAACCUUAGAUUCUACAAGCCGCACAAUAACGGAAGUACAUCCCUUCAAAAUAAAAGUAACCAGCAUGGGCAUCAAAGUAGCUGUGAGCUGCACUGUGUUGUUCAUCUUACUGGACGUGGUCGUCACUACCGUCUUAUACACACAUGGCUCAGACCUCAGCACGUUUAAAACAGAGGCCCUGAACUUUAACAUCCUCCAGUCAUCAUUGGACCUGUGGCUGACUGUGUUACUGAGGGCCUCCCUCCUCCUGGGAGCCUCCAUCGGGGUGUCAUGGAACAGAGAGGACGGGCCCCCGAGGGUCUCUAAUGCCAUUAUGCUCAUUGUCCUCAUCUGCUUGAGCAUCAUCACCUACGCCCUGACCAAGCUGCUCAUUCUGACCGAGCUGGGGCCCCUGGCAGACAAACCGUGGCUCCUGAGCCUGAUAUUCUGGACGUGUGCCUCCUCUUUUGGGGUCAUGCUGCUCUGGAUGCUGCUGGGAAAGGAGUCCAACUCGGUGAGCACCCACAACAGCAGCAGUAGUGGAAGAGGCUCUGAGGACACUGAGAAGCUGGUGGGGACAUCAAGUGAGGAGGAGCAGGAGGUGGGGAGCGAGAGGAAGAAGAAGAAGAAGAAGGAGGAGGAGGAGGAGGAAAACGAGAAGAAGACCAGCUCUGGGGCCACACUGGGACGCCUGCUGUCCUACUGCAGGAAGGACGGAGGGCUGCUGUCUGUAGCCGUCCUCUUUCUCAUCAUCUCUGCUGUGUGCUCAGCCAUCAUACCAUACUACUAUGGGAAAGCCAUAGACAGCAUCAUGGUUCACCACAGCAUGGAGUACUUUGCUAAACCUGUGAUGAUCCUGGCCCUGCUCUCCUUAGCCAGCUCCUUUGCGAUGGGAAUACGCGGAGGAGUCUUCACCCUGGUGUUUGCAAAAUUAAACCUUCGGCUCAGGAACCAUCUCUUCAGAACUCUGAUGAAGCAGGAAAUGGGAUUUUUUGAUGAAAACCAUACAGGUGACAUCAUUUCACGUCUGUCAGCCGACACCACCCAGGUGAGUGACCUCGUCUCCCAGAACAUCAACAUCUUCCUGCGGAGCAUCAUCAAGGCCAUCGGCUUCUACAUCGUCAUGAUCGGGAUGUGCUGGAAGCUCACACUGGUGACCACCAUGGGCUUCCCUUUCAUCGGCGUGGUCUCUAAAGUCUAUGGCGAUUACUACAAGAAAUUGACCAAAGAGGUGCAAACAACCCUUGCAGAAGCCAAUAAAGUUGCAGAGGAAACCAUCUCCUCCAUGAGAACCGUACGGAGCUUCGCCAAUGAGAGCGGGGAGGCCGAGGCCUACUACGCCAAGCUGUUGGCCAUGUUUCAGCUCAACAAGAAACAAGCCCUGGCCUACGCUGGUUACAUGUGGUGCAGUUGUAUCUCAGAGCUUGCUUUGGAGGUUGCCGUCCUCUACUAUGGUUGCCACCUUGUAGUGACCAAUCAGAUGACUGGUGGCGCCCUGAUAGCUUUUUUCAUUUAUGUGCUGGAACUGGGAGAUUGUCUUGAGAGUAUUGCAUCAGUGUACACAGGCCUGAUGCAGGGGGUUGGAGCUGCUGAGAAAGUUUUCGAGUACCUGGACAGGGAACCCAAACACCCAGCUGAUGGCACAGACGCUCCAGACACUUGCACUGGUGUGGUUGAAUUUAAAGACAUCACAUUUGCCUACCCAACACGCCCGGAGACUAAUAUUCUUAAGGGAGUAUCAUUCACUCUGCGGCCUGGGGAGGUGACCGCCCUUGUUGGACCUUCAGGCAGUGGAAAGAGCUCCUGUGUGAGUCUACUGGAAAACUUCUACCUUCCUCAGCAAGGCCAGGUGCUGCUGGAUGGAAGGCCUGUUCACACCCUCAAGCAUGACUACCUCCACUCCAAGGUCGGUCUUGUGAGCCAAGAGCCUGUGCUGUUUGCACGGACGGUGAAGGAGAACAUCACCUACGGGCUGACUGGCGUCCCCAUGGAGGCUGUGGUGCAGGCUGCCACCAAGGCUAACGCUCAUGACUUCAUCACCUCCCUCCCCACAGGCUACGAGAGCAGCGUUGGAGAGAAAGGCACCCAGUUGUCAGGGGGGCAGAAACAAAGGGUGGCCAUUGCAAGAGCUCUCAUCCGCAACCCUCACGUUCUCAUCCUGGACGAGGCGACCAGCGCCCUCGACGCAGAGAGCGAACACCUCGUUCAGAAGGCUCUCAAUGACAUCAUGCAUGAGCACACAGUGCUGGUGAUCGCUCAUCGGCUCAGCACCGUGGAAAAGGCCGACAACAUCAUUGUUAUCGACAAGGGCCUCGUGGUCGAACAGGGCUCGCACAGCCAGCUGAUGGCCAGUGAGGGGCUCUACUACAAGCUGGUGCAGAGGCAGGUCCUCGGCAUCGAGACGGGGGCAGAGGUCCUCAACCCACCGGAGAAACUCGACUGGAAGGAUUGUGUAAGACAGCGGAGAAGUCUGAGCAACAGCAGCAGCGUCAGUGACACUGAGCCCAGUCUGCGCUACUGAGAGUGAACUGCAGUGUUGGGAUGAAAUGGGAAAUCAGACUGCUGGAUGUUUUUGAAGGUUAAUAGCAUUCUUGAAACUUCUGGGUUUGAAACCAAGUAGGCCAUUACACCUGUUUCGUGCAAUAUUCCACAGCAGCUAAGUUUAAAGGGAUAGGUUGGUUUUUUGAAGUGGGGUUGUUUGAUGCACUUCUCCAUAGUCGGUGUACCUUCAGUGCAAAAAAGGUGUCUAAAAACAAGAUAAAAACACUAAAUCUGAGGGAUCGAUCUUGCUGCAUGGACAGAUAAUUUCACUUGACAAGAUUUCUUAAAUUAAGAUUGUUAAAUCUAGAAAUUAGCAUGUUGAACGCUUAAAAUAAGAAAUUAACUCUUGAAACAAGAUAAAUUAAAGCUGGCCCGAGCAGAGUGCACUGACAAUUAUUAGAUAAGUAGUUAGCUUAGCAAGCUACUUAGCCAAGAAGUUAGCUAAGUAGUUAGCUUAGCAAGCUACUUAGCCAAGAAGUUAGCUAAGUAGUUAGCUUAGCAAGCUACUUAGCUAAAAAAUGGAUAUGGGUUAUUUUUGACCCAUGUUGUGCAUCUAGAAAUAAGCAUGUUGAACACUUGAAAUAAGAAAUGAACUCUUAAAACGAGAUAUAUUAUCUAACACUUCUAAAUCUAAAGUUUUUUUUUAUCUUGGUAAGAAACAAUAAUUGUCAGGUCACUCUGCUCGGGCCAGUUCAUCACUGCUUGCAGCUUUAAUUUAUC
Centropristis striata (black sea bass) is the source of this 3476-nucleotide messenger RNA. RefSeq names its product ATP-binding cassette, sub-family B (MDR/TAP), member 9 (gene abcb9). Gene Ontology annotation, molecular function: ATP binding; ABC-type oligopeptide transporter activity; ATP hydrolysis activity. The record is from RefSeq and is a predicted model, not a curated record. The transcript has 13 exons. Gene Ontology annotation, cellular component: membrane. Gene Ontology annotation, biological process: transmembrane transport. Lineage: Eukaryota; Metazoa; Chordata; Actinopteri; Perciformes; Serranidae. The coding region runs from base 301 to 2736 and encodes 811 amino acids.